This is a messenger RNA of Entrophospora sp. SA101, 1170 nucleotides long. NCBI's taxonomy places the organism in Eukaryota, Fungi, Glomeromycota, Glomeromycetes, Entrophosporales, Entrophosporaceae. The record is from the annotation of a GenBank genome assembly.
AUGUCACAACUAAAGAUGAAUAACGACGCAGAAUUAAUACAAUCUUACAUUGAUCGUAUUAAAGUAAAUUUACCAACUAAAUAUAGAAAAUUAGAAACCAUCGAGACUGAUCCAAUAGUUCAGGCAACUGUUACUGCUAUUGUGAAUAUGUCUACCUUAAGGCUUGGCACAAUCGCUAGUUCUUUAACAAAAUUAUUAGAAAGUGUCACAGAGGAUCUGGAAAGUUCAAAUGUUUUAAUAGAUUUUGUUGCUCCAGAAAAAUUGCAGAUGCAAUUAUUCUUAUUGAAAAUACUUUCAGCGUGUAUGAGUAACCAUUGGAAAAAUCAUAAAAUUCAUCGUGAAUCUCAAAAAGAAAUAAUAAAUGAAAGUGGUGGAGGUGAAACAACCAUUUCCACUGCUAUUCCAAAUUCUCAAAACCAUCAAAAUAAUGUAAAUUCAAGUCCAGAAUCAAAAAAUCCUAAAAAUAGACAAUCUGAUAAUCCACCACCAUUAAAACCAGAAUUGGCAAACUUCAUUUUACAUAUUUUGUCUAGAUUCCUUCGUCAAAAAUCACUACAAGACGAUAAUGCCGGAGUGCAAACAUUACCGAGUGGAGGUUUGCCUCCAUCUAAUCAACAAUCACCAUCAACACACGAAUUGCUAAAUGAAAUCUAUAAAAUUGCUGGUCAUGUUAUAUUUUAUAUUAGUGCUUCAAAUUGGAACGUUGUGUUUAAGAGAAUAAGAAAUAAAAUCAAUCAAAUUUCUGCAACAAAUGAUGAAUUUCCCGAUACUUCUGAAUUGCGACUGCUCGAGUGUUCUGAUUUUAACAAAGAAAGAUUGGAAGAGAUAUUAAAUGUGGUUUGUAUUUUUUUUCCUAGACUCAGAAAAGUUGCUCAACUGGACACAGCAAAGUUCUUACGUUACGCGAUAUGGAGCUGGAUUGAAGUUUUCCCCGAUGAAUUUGUCUUAUUAUGUCAAUCAAAAUCAAGAAUGGGAGGAAAACCGGAUGUGUUAUUCGAUAAUUGCUAUAAUUCAGCCGAUCAGCCUCAUCCCGAUCAGCCUCAUCGUAAACUUGUAUUAUGGCCACUACAAACAGUCUUAUUAAUUAUUUGUCCUGAUAUCUUAAAUAAAAUUGCAAACAAAACUUACGAUAAAGACUCUCCAAAAGUAAUUAUUAAUCAUCAUUAUUGA